UUCCUGUCAGUUGCUAAAGGGUUUGUUGUGGCUUUCGCUUUUUGUUUGAAGUACAGACUGCUGACAUCAUAUGAUACAUUAAAGCUGAAUUGGAAGUUUUGGAGUAUUGUCACAGUACAUGUAUGGAUGCCAACAGGAAACAGCAAAUAAGCCUAAACAUUUUUGUUAUGUUUUAUAAUUGAGUCAGUCUUCUGUUGCAUGGAAUAUGUAUAGUACAGUAACAUUAUUAAGUGUAGUGCAGUGUUAUUAAGUGGUUGAAAUAGUAAACAGUUUUUACAUUAAGGACACAAUUUUGUAUGGAGAGCAUUGUGUUAUGAUUUGUUUAGUGUGAUGAAAUUAGUAUUAUGUGUUAAGACUGCAAAGCCCCAGUUAGAAAUACCAGUUUUAAAGAAGAAUGAUUUGAAGUGAAUGUCUGGAAGCUGACAUUUUUAAAUACAGUGCAGUUUACAUCCAGUAUUUAGCUUUUUUUAUUGCUGACUGCUGCUGGAAACAUUGGUGAAGAUUUGGGAAGUAUGGAAGGUUUUAAGAAAGUUCUUGUUUACCUUUCCAAAGACAACUCUAUACCUCAGUGUGCAAAGUUUGCUCAGAGCAUAACAGGACAUUUCUGUGGUUCCCAUGAAGACCGAGUGCCUGUGAAUUUCUGUCUUAGCAACAAUAAAUUUAUCGUAUCAGACAAUGAAUUCCAAGGGUCCACAAGAGCGUUUUUAAAAAGGCCACCAUUUUGCCCCUUCAAACAUCUGGAUGCCACUCAACUGUCCCUAUUGCGAGAAGGUACCCAGAGCAGGGGAGUGGACACUGGUGUUGCAAUAUUACUUCAGACAGCUAAUAAGAAGAUCCUGCUAACCAGACGGGCAAAGGACCUUAGCAUCUUCCCAAAUCUAUGGGUUCCACCAGGUGGACAUGUGGAACUCAACGAAAAGCUUCUUACAGCUGGACUGAGAGAGCUGGAAGAGGAAACUGGCCUACAUCUCAAAGAGGGAGGGUACUCUUCCAUGACGCUGGGAUUGUGGGAGUCUGCAUAUCCUCCUGGACUUAGCAGAGGCUUACCAAAGCGACACCAUAUUGUCUCUUACUUAGUUGUUACAUCUAAUGAAGACCACAGUGAACUUCAGAAAAGGCUUUGUCCGAAUGAAGAAGAGGUCAGUGCCUGCGCGUGGCUUGAACCUAGCAUCAUAGAAGCCAUUGUAACAUUCACAGAUAAAAAAGAAGCACCAAGGAAGCUACCUGAUGGCCUACCACCAACUGUAAAGAUUACAACAUUGUGCGACGGACUGAUGAAGGACACAGAGCUGCCGACUUUGGUUUUGUUGAACACAGGUGAAGAUGUGGAAAGGGUCAGCGAUGGAACUAAAUAUGCACUGCAGCUGUGGCUGGACAAUUUAAAGUCACAGAACCAUCUAUAAGGAUUUCAGCUACUGCAGAGAAUUUUGUUAAAGGUUGCAGUUAUGCAGAGCUAAAUGUGAUGCAGCAUUAGAAACUGUAAUGCUUCCUUAUGUAUGUAGUUAGCUGACUGACUGUGUACAUCUGAUGGCAGUACAAACUAUGUCUGUGUAUAUUAAAGCCGCUGGUACUGUCUAUGAAUCGUAACAGUAAUGUGGAAUGUAAUGAUUUUGUCACACAAUAAAAUGGACAUCUGGGAA
This is a messenger RNA of Protopterus annectens (West African lungfish), 1640 nucleotides long. RefSeq names its product nudix hydrolase 17 (gene NUDT17). The coding region runs from base 513 to 1403 and encodes 296 amino acids. Gene Ontology annotation, cellular component: cytosol. Gene Ontology annotation, biological process: NADP+ catabolic process; NAD+ catabolic process. The record is from RefSeq and is a predicted model, not a curated record. Gene Ontology annotation, molecular function: NADH pyrophosphatase activity. NCBI's taxonomy places the organism in Eukaryota, Metazoa, Chordata, Ceratodontiformes, Protopteridae. The transcript is spliced from 9 exons.